UGAAGAUGUUGAAUGGGUAUGGAUUGUCAAAGAUAGAUCUAGUCCAAUUAAUGCAGGCAGUGUUUGAAGACAACAGAGAUAAUUGUAGUGAGAUCUGUAUAGAUCAUGAGUGUGUCAAGUUGCAAGAUUAUCCCGUUGGUCCUAGCUUCAUGGAUACUGCUAGCCACAAAUCAACUGGACACUGUGUAUGGAAACUCAGCAUUUCUGUCAAAUAUUACUGAUGAAAGAGAAAUGCUAACAGUUUGUCCUGGAGAGUUGGUCUCUCUAACCUGUAGCCAUGACAACGUUAAUGGCGAACAAAGUCGAUGGGAAAUUAGUGGAGCCAUGUCUUGCAAUGGUUUAGUGAGCCACACUACUGGUUUUGCAGAAUACACGUGUGGUCAAUUCACCAUCACCAUGGUCAGCAACAACACUGGCCCUACAGUGAGCUCAACUAUUCAAAUACCUGUCACUGAGGUACUUAACGGUACUCUGAUUGAAUGCUUUGCUGGUGGUCUUUUUUCGUCGCCACUAGUUGGCAACACCACACUGAAUGUGAUAGAUAUAAAUGCACUGCCUGUAACUGCCUGGGUGGCAAAUCUGAGAACUAAUAGUUUAUGUCCUGUUCUGGAGUGGGACCCACUGGACGCACCAUACCAGAGAUGUGUUACUGGAUACACUAUCAACCUGAAUGGAACAGUGUACAAUACCACCAAUACAUCUCUAUCAUUAGCUGGAGAGAGCCUCCCUUACAGUGAGACUCAGACAGUGACUGUGACACCAUUCACAAUCAAUGGACUCUUAUCAUCUGACACCUCAAAUAUCACUGUGAUCAAUCCAGACUUGGGAACUCCAGCAUUAUCCGCCUCCUUCAUAAUCCAAAAUGAAGCACUGAAGCUCCAAAUAGUAUUCCAGGAAAUUUCAAUUGAUAUUGCACCCAUUCGAAUGUUUGGAUACAUAACGAGUGGAGAGGAUUGUGUUCCUACCACAUUAUUUAAUGGAAGUUCAGUUGCAAUUGAUUUCUCAGACCAAUCUCCUGGAGAUGCUUACACAGUGUGUGUAAUGUUUAGAAACAAGGACUGCUCUGCUAUUAACUCCACCGUGACCAUUCCAGAUACAAUGAUUACCAUACAAGAUGUCACACCAUCUGACACUAGUUACACAGUCCGCUUGUCCCUCCCCUUCACUGGCUACCCUCCCAGUGACCUGCUCAUUGUCUCCACUCUCUCUCCCCCAUACUCUGGCCCAAUCAUCCUCCCUUUCCCCUCCACAACCAACCAAAUCACGGUGACCUUCACCAACAUCACUGCUGGACUCCUCUACACCUACACCACUAGAGUUGUUUUGGCCAGCAACCAAUCAAAUGACGUCGUAUCUCCACUCACUAGAGAAUUCAAUUUGACAACAUUAGGAGGUGGUGGUGGAGGAGAAUCAACACUCCCAGUUGCAGUUGUAGCAGUGGCUAUAAUUGGUGGCAUAGCUGUUUUCUUGUCUUUCAUAAGUAUGGUCAUAAUCGUCAUCGUUAUCACUCGACGUAGAACCAGCGAUCUAUAUCCCAAAGAAAUAGCUCGUCAGGAAACUUUGUACAAUCUCACAGACCAAGUGUCAUGAAGAAUCAGAUUAUGCUGUACCUCAAGAUUUGAAAUAUAUGGGAUCCAGGCUUAGCAAUUUGCACCAUAUGGGGGACAAUUUAUUGCAGAGUAUGGAUAAAGCCUGCUGCCUGUACUGUAUGCACUGCAACUGUUGUGGGGGUGGAGUGUUAGUAGAAUAAACACAGCCAUGUUAUCCAGAAUUGUGGGAUAAGACUUGAUAAGCCUUGGAAAACACCCUCAAUAACUCCCACUUUGGCUGAUAAGCACAACAUGUAAGAGUCCCACUCCCAAAUCAACUUCUCCUAACAUCUCUGAUGAAGGCAUUUAUUCACUGGUGUUCGACGCUCUCCCCAAUGGCGCAUCCCAAACAGUUGUCAGUGGGAAGAGCAAUGUACUGUAGCAGGCAUAACUUGGCCUUGUCACAACACAAACAGGUAUACACAGACUCACAAUUGGCAUGCAAUUCAUUGAUUUUUUUGUUCAGGUAUAUAAUAAUAUUAUUGUGUUCACUGCAGGUAUAUUAUCUUAUUAUAACUAUUUUUGUUUUCACAUGCCAGUCAAUGCAUGGUUAUUAUAUUCAUAAUC
This is a messenger RNA of Halichondria panicea, 2156 nucleotides long. RefSeq lists its product as uncharacterized. Lineage: Eukaryota; Metazoa; Porifera; Demospongiae; Suberitida; Halichondriidae. The record is from RefSeq and is a predicted model, not a curated record. The transcript is spliced from 12 exons. Bases 106 to 1590 code for a protein of 494 amino acids.